AUGGAACGUCGGCGGGUAAAGAUUUUUGCGGGAGCUCCCUCAUCAAAAUCUCUCACUUGGGAUCAAGGCAAGCUCUUGAAAGACUUCAGUCCCGCCUUUCGUCGUUACCUGGGCCAGCCUCUGAGUCAGUCGGCUUCGGGCGCACCAAGCACUGCAGCAUCAUCGGCAGCAUGGCCAAGUUGGCGAGAAAUACCACUUCAGGAGCGCAAAACAACUACGAAGCCGAUCUCACGGCGGCAUGGCCCGGCUUCAGUCCGUGACAAGGCACACGAAGUAGCGUAUAGUAAUGGCUGGGUAGAUGACGUCUCAGUCUUGAGCGCGACUUUCUCGUCGCCCAAAGACAGCUUCAGGGGGACAAAACGGAAGAGCAUCGAAGACGAAGCGCAGAAAAACUUCCUAGAGCAUUCAUUCGCCAUUCACGAAGAGCUGAAGUCCUCUCAGAUCGUCGGUGAGCCGGCUGAUGAGACGACUGCAGAUUUGGACACGACAGGAGUUAUGUUGACAUCCUUCCUCACCAGCGCCUCGUCUUUGACGGAGACAUCUUUCGUGUCUAAUACCUCCGCUUCAAGGAUAGACGAGCUUGACAGAUCUCAUGUAAAUUUCCAGCAGAUCAGCUUCCCAGCACGCAUUACGAACCUAAAGGAUCUACCAAAAGCCGACCAUAUCCUGCAUAUCGGCCCACAGACCAUGACCGUAAACUUGGUUGUAGGCGUCAUCCGCAUAUCGCCCGCCCGAACCGUCCGCACCAAGCGCGGUCGCGGCAGAGAAAUGGAUAUAGUCGAAUUACUCGUCGGCGACGACACUCACACACCCUUCAGCAUUGCCUUCUGGCUUCUACCGGAUGGCAGCCAGCGGCUAAUGGAUAAGCGAGACCAGCCCUUACAGCAACGCGACCCGCUUCGAGAGGCGCUCGACAGACUCAGGAUCCAGGACGUCGUGUUGCUGCAAUCGGUGGCUCUGCAUGCGUUCCAAGGCAAGGUGCACGGGCAGAGUCUCAGUCGCCGUAUCACGAGGAACGAGACUCGAGUGAACCUGCUUGUGCGUGAUGGAGAGCAGGUGGUUGAUGUUGGAAAGGUGGAGAAAGUUCAGCGGGUCGUGGAGUGGGUUGGACAGUUCGUGGCACCUGCAGCCAGGCCGGCUAGGGCACCGACUGUAAGAAUUCAAGGGACGGAUGAUAGACGGAGGGUGAGGCAGGUUGAAGAGCUGCCGCCGGAUACACAGUGA
Molecule: messenger RNA, 1224 nt
Organism: Coniosporium apollinis CBS 100218
Lineage: Eukaryota; Fungi; Ascomycota; Dothideomycetes
Exons: 1
Coding region: 1-1224 (407 amino acids)
Source: RefSeq, a predicted model, not a curated record